This is a messenger RNA of Trichoderma asperellum CBS 433.97, 855 nucleotides long. RefSeq lists its product as uncharacterized. The record is from RefSeq and is a predicted model, not a curated record. Lineage: Eukaryota; Fungi; Ascomycota; Sordariomycetes; Hypocreales; Hypocreaceae.
AUGGCACCGAUAACUUCUUCCAAGUUCAUGAAGGUCAGCGAAGACGUUAUAAUUGAGCUUUCGUUGACAUUUCCGACGAACAACAGCAAUCAGAAUAUCCCAUCGCUCAUAUUUCUUCACUUCUGGGGUGGCUCUUCUAAGACUUUUGAGUCAGUCAUUGAGACCCUAUCACCAUUUUACCCGACUAUUGGAAUUAGUCUUCGGGGAUGGGGUGCCUCCACUGGUCCUAAUGUAGCUACUGCUUACAAGGUAACGGAUUUUGCGUCCGAUGUGGAAUCUGUUAUUAAGCAAAUGGAGCUGAAAUCUGUCGUGCUUAUCGGCCACUCAAUGGGUGGUAAGAUAUCAAUGGCAAUUGCUGGGAGGCAUCUUCUUCCCAAGGGUGUAUUGAAAGGACUGGCUUUAGUUGGACCUGCUCCCCCAGGGCCUGUUUAUUUGCCGGAUCCUAGCAUGAGAGACGCCCAGAUACACGCCUUUGAUAACAUGGAGAAUGCCCAAAACACCAUUCAUACUGUUCUCUCGGCGCCAGGAAACCUCACUGAUGAGGUCGUGAAGACGGUCGCCGAAGAUAUGGUGCGUGGCAACAAGUGGGCCAAAUAUGCAUGGCCGGCGUAUGGCAUGGAGGACGACAUAACAUAUCUAUUCGAUCGUAUCGAUAUUCCGGUUGUCGUGCUUGCAGGUAAAAAUGACAUACUUGAGCCGGUGGAGAGGAUGAAGACAAAUAUUCGUGAUAAGAUUAAUGCUAUGCAAAAUGGAAAGGCAAGCCUUGUUGUAGUGAAUGGCUCGGGGCAUUUAAUACCACUUGAGAAGCCCAAAGAGGUAGCUCAUGCUAUAAAUUGCUUCAUUCAGACUCUUUAA